Lytechinus pictus (painted urchin) is the source of this 5062-nucleotide messenger RNA. RefSeq lists its product as uncharacterized. The transcript has 6 exons. NCBI's taxonomy places the organism in Eukaryota, Metazoa, Echinodermata, Echinoidea, Temnopleuroida, Toxopneustidae. The coding region runs from base 231 to 2555 and encodes 774 amino acids. The record is from RefSeq and is a predicted model, not a curated record.
AUUCAUUAUUGUUGGUGUCGGGCGGAGAAUGCUGACGAGUUACUUCUGCCGUUGACACGAUCCUCCUAAUGCUUUCUCUUGCCUGAUCUGAAUAUUUUCUGUGCUCUAGCUUGGAUAUUAUACGCCUUAUCGCUUUGAAAUUUCCUCUUCCUUUUUUUCUCCUGCAACAGAUUGAAGUAAAAUCCACAUAGAUGACGUUGUGCUAGCUGAAAAUCAAUUUUUACCUCAUAAUGAAGGUUAUAUGUGCCCUGGUUUCCCUGUUGCUCUUCGCGGGAGGAGGGUACACCGCCCCAUCAGGGGCUCCUGACCAAGGUCAACCGGAAACGGAAGUGCUCCCUGUCGAUGACACUGAAGAUAAAGACCAACAACCUUUAUCCAACUUGCCCAAGCCAGGGGAUGGGAAACUGAUACCUGAGUUCUUAUCAGAAGAACCUUUGGCAGACAAGAUUGACGGGAAUGAAGAAGGAGACAAUAAUAAAGAACUGGAAGAUAUAUCAUACGUUUCUGCAAACGAUGAAGAUGACAUCUCUGAAUACUCAAUGUCCUAUCCGUCGUGGUUGCCUGAUGGGUUUUUCACAAGUAUCAACGACGUGGACGCCGAACAGACCGAGGAAGCUAUCCUGGAUGGGAUCGAAGCUGCGCUUGUCAAUGAGAAAAUUGAGCCGCUGUACAGAUCGAUAUCACAUCUGAAGUCGCUUCUGCAUCAGCUGCGGGAGAAGGCCAGUCAGGACCUGGAGUCGAUGUCCGGGGAGGAGAGUUUUUAUUCAUCUUCAGGGGAGUCCUACGAUGAUUCAGCCACGCGGGGUGACGACAACUUAGACAUGAUGGCCGGGAACGGAUACGGUGCUGUUUCAGAUGAUAGACUGCGCUUCCCCGGUCAGGUAAUCCAAGGUAACCAAGAAGUGCCAAAGAACGGCUCAAAGGCAAUACCGAAGAACAAUGCCAUUGAGUCAGCAAUGAACAACGUUCCUGAAACAUACAGGAAGGCAAAUCACAUAAAGCCUGGUCGACGUUUCAAGAGAGACUUAGGUUGGGGACGCCGGGGCAAACCAAGGUAUAACAACUUGGCAGUUGCUGAUGCAGAUGAUGACAGCAUAUCGUCGGUGUUAGCAGAUGAAACCGUUGAUGGUGACUCUGCGCUAGAGUCAUCAUGGAUGAGUUCUUCCGAUGCAGGGGACUCCGCUCUUGAGCUCAACGAUAUUGGGAGGAAACCGCUGAACUUUCAACAAAGAAUAGAAAUUAAACCAAGAGAGGAAACAAACUGGAGAAAGGUCUUUCUUAAUCUGCGUGGUCGUCUUGGAGCGCCUAUACAGAGGCUGGACAGGAGAAGAAGAAAUAAAGAGGAUCUGAAAACAUUCCUCAACAGCAUGCCAACUUUGGAAGGUCUCCGGAAACGCACAUUGAUUCCCGAUGAAGAUGAGGACGAGGAGUUUGAAAUACCAGACCCGGGACCGUUCUACCCCGAGCCGCUGAAUCUUCCACCACCAGACAACGUUAUCCGCCCAGAGCUACCACCUGAUGAUACGUUGCCAUGGGAACUGCCUCCUGAUUUCGACGAGGACAACGCCUUGCUGGAGGAGCAGACGAAUGGCCUUGAUAUGAUCAACCAUUAUAAUAAACGAUAUCGGUAUCUUAGGGAUGUUGAGCGUUCCAUCAUGGAUGAAUCCCUAGAAGACUUGGCCCUACAGCUAGCCGGGAGGCAGCCAUCGAGGUCUAACGCUCUUAGGGUUCGGAGAGUCAUGCAGAUUCCACCACCGCCCCCAUACGGUAGAAAGGUGGUAAAAUCACUCUACAGGAAGAAAGCCUAUGGCUAUCCUUUCAUGGCAGACGAGUUUGCUGAUGAGUUGAUACCGAACUCAUGGGAGUCCGGCGGAGAAGACUUCAACCAACCCUACAAUGCCUUCAACCCGCAGGACCAGGACGAACCACAUUCGUGGGGAGAAUACCUCCAGUUUGGUCGUAUCGAAGGUUCUAAUGAAGCCUCGGAUAUGGUAUCCCGGCUGAUGUCCGCAAUCAAGACCAAGGAAGCCAAAGAUACCAUCCUCGAACAUCUACUGCACAUCAGGGACGCAUCUCCAGAACUCCAGAGAGAAAUCCUCCUCCAGGCAUUGGUGGCUGAAGCUGAUCCGGUGGAUGGCGGACCCAACAACGUCCUUGGCUAUGACAACCAGCAGUUCGAUUCGGAUGAGGACACGCAGUGGGGUAACUUCAAAUCCAACGAGGAAACCGACGACGAUGGCGAAAAUGCAAUAUCCGACGACCAGACUGAAGGCGAAGGAAACCAUGACACCAACCAAAAUGCCGCUGCAGGAAACACCGUGGAAGUGGGUGGCUGGGACAGUUCUUUAUCUGGAGAAGAUAAAGGGACGAACGAAGCCGAAUAUUUUUCAGAUGCUUCCGAAUCGGACGCCUCAGUUCCCGACUGGGAGGAUAUCCCAGACGAACUCCAAUCAAACAUUCCUCAACUCUUUGAAGAGAUGAAACAACAAAUUUUGAUCCAAAAACUUGCCGAAUUUUUACAACGUACCGCUAGCAGUGAAAACCGAAGAAUAUAACUUCACUCUUCUUUCAAAUAUUGAUUACUAGUUAUUUUUAUUUCAAGUUUUAUCAGAUGUUAUUCCGAUAGAUUUUAAUUCAGACGCAAGGGUCUUAAAUCAGGCAUAACUGAUAUUGACACAACGGGGGUUCGUGAAUUGAUUGAUAAUUCUAUUAGCAUGUAGGGUAUAAUUGAUUCAUCUGAUUUAACAGAAGUAUUCUUAGACUACUGUCUGAAGUAAACAGUAUGAAAAAAUGAAGCAUAUUAAGAUUAUCAGUGGUUGCAAACAAGCAAUCUUUUUUUAAACUGAAAAGUUUACUUUUGUUUUCCACGUUGAUGGUGUAAACAAAUUUGAAUUAAUUGAAAAGGAAAAUAAAGAUCAUUUUCUUUUUUCAUUUUAAAUGAUUGUCUGAUUGUGGGGCCAUCGGGCUUUGUGUUUAUCAAUUGCAAAAGUUGUAUAUUCAUUAUAUUUGAUGAAGGGGGUCGGGGGCGAAGGAGAUUGAUUUAUCUUAUAUCAAUGAGCGAUGAAUGCUAACAACUUGCGACUUUUAGAUUAGCCAACGAGUGUUGCAAACCCUCACGAAUGUUUGCUCGCAAUAUCAAAAUCUAUUUUCGAACUGCUUCAAAACUGAAAAAUAAUAUGUUAGCAAACGUUUGACACAUCUUUUAUGAUCAAAUUGUCGAUUUAAUAUAGGAGCCAUGUGGUAAAUUAGUCGCUAGUAUAGGCGAAUCAAACAGAAUUUCAGCGACACCGUCUUAAAACCGUUUGCAAAGGCCCGGGGCAAAGGCUUACGACUGGUUUGCAAACGGUGGCAACUGUUUGAGGAAAAAAUAUAUAUACUUUCUUGCAGCCUUUUACGAAGCUUUUACAACCUAUUAUACGAACUCUGGCGAAAUCUCAAUCUCGCUACGUUCGCAAACAUUCGCCGGUCAGUGAUCAGAUACCCCCUUUAUUUACAAUAUUAUUCAUUCUUUGAGCGAAAACAAGAUCUGUAUUAUAGUCUUCAUGAAAGUAAAAUGUUUUAUUUCGUCAUCAUUCCAAGAGGGCGCAUCUGCAAAGAAUUUAUAUUAAUUAAAAAAGGUCUGCAAUGCUUCCUGUGUCAUGACAGUCUUAAAUCAUUGAUUCCUCUUUGGACCCACCUUACUGGCAUGAUUGAUAUUCCCUCAAGAACAUUUUCAGAUUAUCCUCUAUACGAAACCUUUAUGAUCUUUGCUACCCAAUCUGCCAGUGCCAUUAUAAAAUGGCUAUCCAGGGGUCCGGUCCGGGUAAAAUAUCCGACAAAUUCUUUCAUGAAACCCUCGAAAGGUUAUCGUAUUUUUAUUAUACAAGGCAUUUUCAAGUAUAUGUUGGGGGUGUUGUGGUCUAGUGGUAAUGGCUCUCUUUCAAUCUGAGGGACGUGGGUUCAAUUCCCAGCUGCCAUGGCGUGUUUUCCUUCAGCAAGAUAUUUACACAUAUUGUGCUGCACUCAACCCAGGUGAGGUGAAUGGGUACCCGGUAGGAAGAAAUUCCUCGAAUGCCAUGCAGAGCGCCUGUAUGCAUCAUGGCUAUAGCUGGGGUAAUAAUAACAGUACUUUGUAUGGUCAGACAAAAAGCGCUUUAAAAAUCCAGCCAUUGUUAUUACAAUUAGUGUAUGUAUGAAAUAUUGUUCUACACAUAAUAUUAGUCAAAUUACCUCACUUGACUUUGAGAAGUGUCGAAAACAUAUACCUGAUUGCAAUAUUGAACAAAAAAAGUGUUGUUUUGAAGGAAAUAAAAUGACGGCAUCUCUCUUUAAAAAAAAUAUGAUCAGAUGUACUGAAACUUUUAAUUUAAGCAAAUUGAUGAUUGUUACAUGCUGUAUGGAGGACACUAGCGUACCUACGGGGGAGAGAGGGGGCAGACUGCCCCCCUGACGAGUCACAACCCAUGCAAGGGACAUAUCCCUGCCCCCCUGACGAGUCUUGAAGACCUUUUUUUUUUUUUUUUUUUUUUUUUUUUGCUUGUCAAAUUUUUUUCUGGUACGAAAACCUUUAUUUGUGGUUAAGGACCUUUUUCUUUUUUUUUGCUUGUCAAAUUUUUUGGCGGACGAAUUGCCCCCCGUGUGGAAAAUCCUAGGUACGCCACUGAUGGAGAGUUGUCAUAAUUGGCCUAUAUCGUUCAUACCAUCUUGCCUGCCGUAAAAUAUAUGGGAUAAUUUAGAUAUGAAAUGAAGCUAGGGGAACAUUACAAAUCUAUUCGUAUGUUUUAAUUACAGUACUUAUAUUUGUAGUAAACACAUCGACGGAGAUGUAACAAUCAUGGGAUUUAUUGAAUAAGCAAACGCAGUUUUCUGCGGAAGCAGAAAAUCUGUCGAUCGAAUAUUUUAUGUAAAAUAUGUUUUAAUAUAUUUUGUGCAAUUUGAAAGUAGUUGUCUAGUGUUGAAAUGUAGAUAUAGAGAGAAAAAAAUUAUUGUUUUGUGGAAAUUAUUUGUUGGUGCACGAUGUGACUUAUUCAUGUAUCUCAGAUAGAUCAUUAUUUAAAAUAUUAAAAGCUUUCUUCUUCUUCUA